GGCGGAAAGAUCGAAGAUUAUAAAUGUUUAUCUCGACUUUUGAUGUCUAAAAUGUCCAAAUCACCUAAAGCAGAAGACUCUUCCGUCGCAUUUACAAAUGCUGAACAGCCACAGCAAGCAAGUGGCGAAAGGUAAGAAUUAGAACUGCCUGUGCUCAGCCAUUGAGAUAAUAAGAAAACAAAAAUCACAGCUGAAAAGUUGAAUUGCCUAUCUGACGAAAAGAUGACAGUAAACCUUGACUUCUGUCAUCGCCAUUAAAUCAUUUUGAAAGAAGAUUAAAAUGUAGAACUUCAGCGAUGAAUGUUACAUGUGAACGAGAGUCCAUUGCGGCGAAUGUUGGGGGAGGAUGAUAAAAACUAAAGCCAAAAAAGGCAUGGGGGCAUGAACCUCCUAGGUACCAGUUCCCUUUGCAGUUCUCUGUUACAUUGCUUGCACCCUUCAGUAGAUCUGUUUUUUCUUAGUUUCCAUUUACAGUUUAAUCUCAGAUGACGACUGGUGUGUUAAGCCCGACAACUUAUUAUUGAUUUACCAUAAUAAUUGAGCAACUGAUCACAACCAAAACAAGUUGUAAUUACCUGAAAACAUGCAAAUUGGAUAUCAUUAAGGAAUAAUAAUAAUAAAAAUCAUUUUCUCUUGUUUAUUGAGAAACUUUUUCGAAAGACAAUAAAUAUUGUAGCAAGCAUGGCUGAAAUACAGGGGGAAGAAAAAGAUACUUGCACUUGACAGAAUUCAUCUUCCUUGAAAACCUCAGGGUUUAGUUCUUUUGGAUCAACAUGCUCUCUGAUGAGAUGCUCCCCAGCUAAUGUGCGUAGCCAAUGAUCAUACAUGUACAUGUUUGUAUUCUCCAGGAGAGCUGAUCCAAAGAUGGCAGCCUUUAACAGUGGUUUUAAGCUCGUUAGCCGUCUGACAAUGCAUGAUUUAAAAGCAGUUCAAGAUGCCUUCAUGGUAACUUAAGCUACUGAUUUAUCUGUUGUACAUGUCAUUAAGCUCUCAUGGUUUCAUUCAAUCACUAAUAAAUACAUAUUUACUCAUUUUUUAGUUGUAUUGAUUUAUUGGGUGACUUCAGAAGGUUUUAGUGAUAGUUUAGCAUUAGGGAUAAUUUAACCACUUGUUGGGCCCUGCACUGAGUUGCGGCAUUAGUGAGUUUCAAAACAGGACAGCGGAAAGAAGAGAAAAGCAAAAUGCUUGAGUGUGACAAACGUGACGGGGCUAUUACUUGCGUGUUUUGUCAGGAAUUCACUUAACAUUGAUACUUUUUGCUCUUGAAGAUUGGCGGAGGGUUUUUUCAAACAUUAUUACUGUCAUGUUUGUCACACAAUGUUUGCCAUCGUCCUUCCUCUCCCACCCUGUUAUGUAAGUUCACUAAAUGACUGAUUGAAGAAGUCGCAGUUAAAUGAUACCCCUCCCCCCCACCUCUAUUAUUGUUAAUUUUCAUUGCACUUGUAUUUACCGGUACUUAUAAAAUAAUGUAUAUACUUACACUAAACUGUGAUAAAAGUAAACUGUUUAUACACACUGUAGUCCCUAAUAUUUUCAUCUGACUGCUGUGAGUGAGCUUUAUGGGCCCAGUAAUUACUGAGGCGUUUAAGAAAUAGCCCCAAAACACCAUCCUGGCGAAUUGUUUUAAAAUCACUUUAUUUAUAAUAUGUUCAGCUGCUUAAACUUCUUUUUUCAGAUAAACCAGUCUGGCCAUGAUCGUGAGCUUAGUUUAGAUGUUGAUCAAUUCUGUGAGAUUCUGUCUAUUGUCUUGAACAAAGGAUCACGAGAAGAAUAUGAGGAUCUGUUUAACAAGAUUGACGUGGGCAAAGAGGGUUAUGUUGACUGGGACAAGUUCUGUUCUCAUAUGUUACUUGAAUACUAUGAAAAAGAUGAUAGAAUGAAAACCACCCAGGUAAUCAACACACAGGGAUUUUUAAAUGGGAUUUUUAAUAGGAGCACUGCAUGGAAUAAAAGCCUCAAGUGACUUGUGGUAAACUGCUAGAAUCUCCUUGCAUGUAAAAACUUCUUUGCUUUGUGAAAUAAAGAGAGAAUUUGACAUUGAAUCAACAGUCAUUUAAGGCCAUAAUUCCACCCCCCAGUUACACCCCAUUGUGUUGUGUGUGUCACCAGAGACAAGGAACUUUACUCCACUUUGUCUCUCUUCACCCAGGUGUAUAAAUUGGAACACAAAAAAUGUGCCAGCAACAUAUUGCUGGGGGGUAACCUAUGAUGGACUAGUAUCCCAUUCAGAGGGAAGUAUUGAACAAUACUCCCAGGCAUGCUUCAUGCUAAGGAAACCAGAUAAGCUCCGGCAGUUUAGGCCUUUGGCUCAUCUGUGACUUUAUCUUCUUACAAUACCAGUAGAAAAACAUUUAAUUUGAGUGUAAAAUUAAUGUAUUUAGCAUGAAAGUACUAAUUAAGGAUUCUUUUUUACAUGUUCACCUGAGCAAUGCAUAGGUCCAUCUGUUUGAAGGGCAAAGGCAGCACCUUCAUUUUUCAGUUAUUUUAAGACCCUGAGUAUUGGUCUGGGUACAGGAAUCAAACCCGAACUCCAGCUCUACAGUUAAGCCCUCUACCAACUGGUUGAGCUUAUCCUGUUUAGCAUCACCUCAAUUUGCUUUCCUCACUUGACUAAUGUAUUAUUCAGAUAUUGAAAUACAAACUUUUGACCAAUCUUUAAUCUACCUUUAGGUUCCCCAGUGGAGAGAGUUAAGAAACAUCGCAAGGUUAGCAUUACAUGAAAUGCACAUACUGUUGUAUAAAUUUUGUUAUCAAGGCCAUUAUUAACAGCUGGAGGAGAAACAAAAAUUUAACAGUUUACUAGCUUUCACGCAUACUGUGCUUGAUAAUAAUUCAAUUAAUGUUUUUUCUUUUUUUUUUUCAGUCCUCACAAAGAAGCCAUUAUUAGAACAUGUCCUUUGAUGAAUCCAUCACGUUACAUUGUUGUCAGUAAGGUCAGCAUCAAAGUCCAAUAAGUGACGCUAUAGGGUCAAAUCGUCAGUGUAAAACUUGUUCAAUGCCCCCCACCCCCUCCCCCACUGGGGGGUCCUGAGCAACUGUGUGCAUGUGUCUGUGACAAAAAAAUUUCGUUACUAUUUGUUGCCUUUUACGUUUUUAUUUAUUACUUUUUAAAAUCUGUUUUGUAGGAAGGUGUAAUUACUCUCUGGUCAUUAAAUAUGAAACUGCUGAGGACAGUUCAGGUAGGGAUCUUAUCAGUCUACGGCAGGAAAAUUCAGAGCAUGCAACAUACAUGCUAUGCUUAAAAGCCUUUAGCUUGACAUCUCUGUGUAAAGAUAACAAAAAUGAUAAUGAUUAUGUUAUAAUUUCUGUGUGCACACAGAAUUAUGAAUAAUGAGAAUAUCCAAGAACCGUAACCUGAGAAAACAGCUGACGUUUUGCGACGCAAUCACUGGUUUCCCCUCGAAAUGACGUCUGAGGAACGAGCGCAGAAAUUCCAUACUGAUGACGCGUCACUACCCAGAUCUGGGUAGUGCUUCUGAUUGGAUGAAUCAAAUUUCUAACCAAUCAGGGGCACUGCCCAGAUCUGGCUAGUGACACGUCAUCAGUAUGGAAUUUCUGCGCUCAUUUCUCAGACUUCAUUCUGCGGGAAACCACCCGUGGCGUCGAGAAAUGUCGGUUGUUUUCUCAGGCUGCAAGAACCCCAGAUUUGUAAAUUUGUGGCUUCUUCCCUCGCGUUCCACACUGCCGUUCCUAUUAUUUCGUGCGCCUGCUAAGUACAUAGGUCGCAGGAAAUUGCCUUUCGUUAUCAGGGAACUUUUAAUCUUGAUGCUUUCAUUGUGCCUGAAGGUUCAAACAGAUCCAGAAGAAGUUAAACAAAGGGAUCUUUGGGUGACAGACUUUAUACCAAUGCAAAAUAUCUACAAACUGGCCCUCGCGCUGACCAGCAAAGAAAUCGGUAAUUUGAUAUAUUAGUCUUUUUGUACAAUGUAUCAGUACAGGCCGAGAAGGAGAGGGACAUUAUUAUUUCAACAUCUUAACGCGUACUGCUCGUUUCGACACAAGUAGAUUCAGUCGAGUUCUAAAUACAUAUCAGACUAGUUUCGCGCGUAGUUACCUUACAGAACGAAGAAUAUUCGUAUCAAAACGGCCUGUCUAAAAGACGAAACCUAAGAAUGGACAGUAUAUUAAAACAUCAUAGCAUCUAAUGUAUUGUGGAACAUGUGGAGAACUAGUCUGCUACACAGCCGUUUUUAGUGUCGUCACGCAACGCUCCUCCCCACUAGUUAGCGGGGAGGAGCGUUGCGUGAGGACACUAAAAACGGCUGUGUAGCAGACUAGUGGAGAACACAAGACUCUAAUUUCAGGAAAGUACUUAAGUAGCUAGCUUUUUGUGGCAAACUGUUUUAUCUUACCCAUUUUUACUAAAAUGGCCUCGAAUUUUCCUGCAGUGUAUUAAUUUUCUUGUUUGUUUGUUUGUUUUUAUGAUUAUUUUUCGAUAGCUAUAUAUGAUUUGAGUUCCAAAUCAGAGUUCAACUGUCAAUAUCGCAUACAAGGCCUUGAACACACUCCUUUAUGUAUGGAUUACUGGUGAGUACAUUCACUAAGGUUGUAUAUAUUUGUAGCUUACUCCUACAGCCGUCACAUUUUCUGACUGCUGCGAAUGCAUAGUUAUUCGACUAUUUAAGCUUAAGAACGCUAAAAUUUUCAGUGCGCAGAUGCAACGUAUAACGCGUACUGUUGCAAAUGAAUAUACCCUAAAGUAAAGAAAUACUUUUCUCGUUGCAACAGGGGCACCCAACGAGGAUAUAGUUCAAAACCACUUAACAUAGCAUUGUUGAACGUAUUUUAGUAUUUAAACGGUAGAUAUAUAGGCAUAUUUUUAUCCCCUAAAAACUUUUCAUCUGUUCGGAUUUCCUAGCUGAAAGUCUAGUGAUCCGAAAAUUAUAGGGAUCAAAACUUACCUUUUCGAAAAUUUCAGCCCGAAAAAGGCUCCCGAAAAUUCUAGGUGGCCUUUUUUAGGGUAAAUAUCCGUUUAAAAUGGGUAAUUAUACCAUUUUGUAGAUGUUCGAAAAUCCUAGGAGAGGCAGGCAAGCAAGAAAUUUUACAACAAAUGUUCCGAAAAUUCUAGUUCUCAAAUAGUCUUCCGAACAGAUAUUUUCCCGAAAAUUGCCGUUGGGUGCCCCUGUUGCAAUAGAGAUUUACGAGACUUGCCGCAGAUAGUUAUGUGCAAAUAUUUCUAUUUUGGACUAAAGUAACAUCGAGAGAAGCAUUAUGCAUUCAGAUCUUACUUUCUUUACAGGAGCAAUCCUUAUAAAGUAAAUGAAGCCAUUCUUGUGUUUGGAGAUGUACAUGGUCAAGUCAAUGCACUGCUUUUUUCAGCGGCGACAAUGGCUUUGUUUGACCGACCAUCUCAGCCUGCUGGUAGUAAACAAGGUAUACACUGCCAAGUUUUGUUAGAGCGAUUUUCGUAUAACCUUGAACAAUGGUUUCGUUAAGUGUUCGUUGUUUGUUUUAUCAGCCAAUGGAUGAAAAAAUCAAAACAUGGACUCUUCGUUUUCCCGCCAAAGAAAACCCUAAUAUGGACAAGGUAUUGUUCGCUUGGCCAAUCGUGUUGCAGUAUGACGUCAAAGCGAAGAAUCGAUUAAUUUCUAGAAAGUUCUCGGGCAUGAAGUUUUUUCACCUGAUCGUUCGCUUAACCAACCAAAAGCCACGCUCGUUUGUAUCCGUCCCAUAAACCAAUCAAAUCGCUCUAUUUGCGUUCGUUGGUUGUUUCUGUUUUGUUCGCGCGUUUUCGUUUCAAGGUCAUACGAAAAUCGCUGUAAAUAAAGUUAUCGUUAAACAGGACACUUGGGUAUAUGAUCAUACUAUGUUGGAUAGCUCUUAGACCGGCAAGAAAACCAUACUUGAUGGGACUUCCGUUCACACACAAACGUGACUUUAUUGAAGAUCCAACGACGCGAAGGCAAUGAGAACGUCGCUUAAAAAGUGAAUUUGCGUUCUUUCAGUCUAUAUCGUAAUUGUUCCUACCCACUUACUUUGUCAAAUGUAGGCGAACCCUCCUGGAGUUGAAUCCUAGCCACCAUAUCCAAGUACAGUAAGAGAAAUAAAAUUUCGUCGUUGCUUGUUUACGUCCUCCGUAAAACGCGAAAUUAGGCAUGUUCACGUCGUAGUCGCAAAGAAAUGUACAAAAAAGCGUGGUGCACGUGCAAAGUUGUUUUGCUAAUCAAACCUAUUGUUUUUUUUACGUUCUCGUUACCGUCCGCGUCGUUGAACGGGAUACUUGCUGAGUAGCCGAGAGAUGAACCACCCGGAACCGCCUGUGCGGAUCUCUUGUUGCGCUUGUGACGUCAGUAGUUUUAACGGUUAUAGACAGCUUUGACAUCCAACUUGUUCCGGGAGAAGAAAUCUGUCAAACCAUAACCAAGUGAGCACAACUCAGUCAAACAGGUUGGAGAAAAAGAAAACAAAAAAAAAAGGUGUCUAUAAAUUGACCCGAGAAUUUCAAUAAAAAGUCUUGUUCCGCAACCCACUGGCACUUCAUUCCAUCUAAUCCCACGAUCUUCAGAGUUUUCGCCAUGGAUUAAUAUAUGAAUUAAUACAUAAUUAUGAUUAUGUUCUUUUUGUAGAUGUAUGUUUAAAUGUGAAUAUCCAGGACGUCCACAAGGGUUUUUACAAGAACGCCAGAUUUGUAAAACACCAGGGACAUACUGAAUGGGCCAGACAAGGUUUGUUUAUGUUUAUGAUAAUUCCCCGGGAUAAAUCAAAGUAGCCCCAAUGAGAAGUUGGCCGUUUGGCCCCAAUGUUCCACUGUAGAGGACGGCAGGCAAGGCAGUACUGAUGAAAAUGUUUGUGUGUUUGUUGAUCAACAGUGAUGUACUCAGCACAUUUAGAUUGCUUUAUUUCCUGCGCCACAAAUUACAAAAACUCCUUAGUUCUUGGCUGGAUUGAAAAGUCAAAAAUGAAUAUGAGAACGUGAGUACAGCUGUAGCGUGUUAUUCUUCACCACUGUCAAAACUUAAAGCAUGAUGUAGUCUAGUAACUUACUAGGCAGUACCACGCGGACGCAAACUAUAUUAAUACUGUUUUUUUGUUUUUUCGUGAAUCAAAAUUACAAAAAGACAACAAAGACAUAGUUUCCGAAGACUUUUUACGGUAUUGUCUGGAACUAAAGUUGUAUUUGUAUUUUCUUUCUUUCUUCCUUUUUUUCUUUUCUUUUUUCUAUCAAUCGACAGAACGCAGUUUAAGAUUCCCCAAGGUGUGAACGCAUUUGACUACAGUGAGAGAAUAAACCUCAUUGGUAAGCUAGCUUAGUUUGUUCCAGGCGCUCAGAAUGUAGGGAAGACGCAAAGAGGCGUGAGCACGAAAAACAGUAAGGGAGAUAUUUCCUCCUCUCUCCCUCUCCCUCGCUUCUUUCUUAUUAGAGAGUGUUAGAUUCAGAGACGAGGACGACUACUAGUACAAGAUUUUCUCAAUACCAAGUAGUGCUCUUGCGAGAACCAACGUCAACGUGGUAGCUGGCGUCAUUCUACUACGAGUUGUAGUACGACAAGAGACUAUAAAGGGGACAGAGAGGGCAUCCCCCAUAUACAUCCUAUUCCAUAGGUAAUUCGUCUCGAGUUAUUUUUAACACCACAGAUCUCAAGGGGGAUUAGACAACAGCCAAUCACUUAGCGCGAAUGUGCUCCGCGUGGAUGACCCACGCUGAGAGCCACGCGUCCUUCACGAAAUGACGCAGAACAAAAUGGGGGAAGACGCGGAGAGCGAUUUUGCUAUUCCUUUUGUCGACGAAAACGACUACAGCGAGAUUUCUGCGAAAGCUGUGUCAGCGAAACCGAAAUUAAAAAAGAAUCGCCCUUCCUCUCUUGUAUAGAGCUAACAGUAGAGCAGGGAAAUCCUUAACACACUGAAUAUUCUCUCAGGAUCAUUUAUAAUUUACAGUUUGAAGAGAGCAAUUUCUGGUUUGAUGUUUAUUUUUUUCAGUCUUUAUAUCGAUUAUUCCUACCCACUUACUUUGUCAAUUGUAGGCGAACCCUCCUAAAGCUGAAUUUCAAGGGACCAUAUUCAAGCUCAGAAAGAGAAAUAAAAUUUCGUCGUUGCUUAUUUACGUCCUCCAUAAAACGCGAAAUUAGGCAUUUUCACGUCGUAGUCGUGCAAAAACGGGAAAGAAAUGAACAAAAAAGUGUGUUGCACGUGCGAAGUUGUUGUUUUGCUAAUUAAAUCUAUCGUUUUUUUGACGUUCUAGUUGUCGUCCGCGUCGUUGGAUCUUAAACUCCCUAAAUUGUUCAAACGACCGCUUUCAAUAGACCGGCGAAAUUUCUCAUUUUAUUAAAGCACUGAGGUUACGAUACCCUGGGUUCCAGAGGAUUUUUUUUCUUAUCGAUAAUGAAGGCGCCUCGUUAACGCGGCUUCGCCGCGAACCAUCAGUGUCCAUAAGAAAAAAAUAUCCUCUGGAACCCAGGGUAGGUGUAUAUGGGGGAUGCCCUUUCUGUCCUCUUUAUAGUCUCUUGAGUACGAAUAUUGUAGUAGCGGAAACAAGUUAUCAAAUUUUAGAAGUUUAAUCAUUUUGUAACCGGGAAAGAGCUAAACCUUCUCCAAUAACACUGAAUAACGGAACUAAUUUUCAGGUGAAAAAUAGUACAAUAAAGCUUUCUUGGUUGAACAUUUUUCGACAGUACGCGAAAAGACUUUAAGUUAAAUCUCGUACUAGUAGUCAUCUUCGUCCUCAAAUCUAAAGCUCUCUAAUUUUUUCCUGCUCUCUAACUUCGCACCGCACGUCACUAUCCGAGUGCGUGAAACAGGCUAUGAAAAGCUUAACUGUUUACCAUAACCCUAACAAUUAUUAGGGAGCUUAAGUAACUACGACGACGCCGAGAACUUCAAAAACAAUAGGUUUAAUCAUCAAAACAACAGCCCUACACGUGCAUCACGCUUUUUAGUACAUUUCUUUGACGUCCACUGCACGACUACGACGUGAAACCUCCUAAUUUGACGCUUUAUUGAGGACGUGGACAUACGACGACGAAUUUUCCUUCCUCUUUUUGAUCCCGUGAAUAAAAUCCUUAAGAAUUCAAGUCCAGGAAAAGUCGCCUGUAUUUGACAUAUUGAGCGGGUCCAAAUAGACGCGAUUAAGUUUGAAAGAACGCAAAUUCAUUUUUUAGCGACGUUUUCACUGCCGUCGUCGUCGUCCUUGCUUAAGGUUCCUAUUACUACUCAUAGCUUCUUGAAUAUAGAUGAGGGUAAGGUAUGGGUAGAUCCGGCACGCGAGAGACCCGUCCACCCGGGACAAGUUUUCUCCAUAUAAACAAUGCCUUAUUCUUUGGCGUCUUUUUUCUUUUCCUUUAGCAACAGCAGGUGUAAAUCAUCAUGUCUGUUUGUGGAACCCAUACGUGAUCUCUAAACCAGUAGGGGUAAGUUCAAAUUUCCAAGUUAUUUUUGGGUUGAGCGUGUGCGGAGCUGUAUUUUUAUACACAUUUCCAGUCAGCCAAAAUUUCUGGGUGAAACUUAGACUUGGCUCAUUAACAGAUGAGGUACGGGGUACAGGAGCAGCGCCAUCGUCCACCCCCCCUCCCGGAUGUAAAACGGAUUUGAGGGUUUUGCACUUGCUAAACAAUUAUAUUUUCCAUAUAUUGAGUUUGAAAUAGUUAUCACUAAUGGCAAAAAGGUGUUUUCUGACCUAUAAAUAGAUCUAAAUUAUAUGUAUUUAUUAAUUUUUCUGUUAGUUGAAGUAUCUCAUGGCGAGAGAAGAAGGAGAGAGUCUUCGUCUCAUUUUUUUCUCGGCCGUGAGAGACCUGUGCUAGCAGGGAAUUACCGUAAAUCCUCUAUUAAGCCCCCGGGGGGGCUUAUUUAUUUCAAGCCCAUUUGAAGGGGAGGGGGGGGGGCUUAAUAGAGACGGGGGCUUAUUUCAGAGGAGGGGGGGGGCUUAUUUAAUUUAGAAACGACGAUGAUAUCAAUUCUCCGUAAAAAACUAGAAUACAACGUGGUAAAGCUCAGAUACAAGAAGGUUGAAGGUCAUGCAGCCGAGGAUCAGAAUCAAAUCCGAACUUCCAGUUGGUAUUUAAACCGUUUCGGACCAGUCUACACGAGUAAUUAGGGGAGGGGAAGGGGGGGCUGAUUAAUUUUCUUCUUCUGAAAAGGGGGUAGAGCUUAUUAGAUAGGCUCGAUUACUAGCCGCUGUCCAAGAAAUGAGCCCGCGCUCCUCCCCCGAACAGACAGUUUCUUCUCAGGGAGGACAGAGAGAGCGGCGGGGAAAUGGAGCCUACUUAUUAGAGGGAGGGGGCUUAUUUGAGGGGGGCUAACUAGAGGAUUUACGGUAUUCAUGUAAAAUAUUUUAUUUUCAUCAUUGCUUAAGUUGAUUUACCUCGCUUAUUGUGUUCUUGAAGGUUCUGCGAGGACAUAUGCAAAGCGUUAUUUCCGUGCGUUUUAUAGAAUCCAGAAGCCAGCUUAUUAGUUUAUCCAAAGAUAAGGUACGUGGAACUACUCAAUUUGAAGUUGUGUGGGAGUUCUGACAAUUUAGGACAUUUUGGGCCAGUUAUUUCAACGAAGUUUAGCCCGUGUUUAACAAAACUGUGAUCUAAGGCAUUUUCAGGUUGCCCAGCCCUUAAAUCUAAACACCAUUUAUCGUAAACAUAACCGACCCUUUAGGUUUCAAACGCUAAACUAAGUGACUAUUUUGUGUUGCAGGUUUUACGUAUCUGGGACACACACCUUCAAGUUUGUCUUCAGCGAUUGUCGGGGAUGUUCCCUAAAGGACCUGCUGAAGGUUUCAGCUUUUCUUUAUCCCAGUUUAUUUGUUUUAUUAUUUACUUAUUGUUGUUAAGCAAAGAAGAUAAAUUUAAAGAGCCCCUAAAGAAGAAAAGGCGUGAUGGUCGUAUACAUUGACUCUGUUGUUAGGAAAAUAUCCUGCUCAGUUACAUGGGGUAUAAGCUGAAAAACAAAUAUUUCUGGGCGUUUAAAAGCUGAAUUAAAUUGUAUUUUUUUGUUAUCAUAGUGUCGAUCACCAUGUACUACGACGAGGAGCACUGCAAACUGUUUACAGCUUUUAACCAUCAGGUAAUAAAAGAACUGGCCCGUUCAAGGCUCUCAGUUGGUCGGGAACAUUUCUUUGCAGGGGCGGAUCCAGGAUUCUUUUUAGGAGGGGGUGCACUCGUUUCUUGCUCUACUUCAACACCAAUAAACCACAUAGUUUUUUUUGGCAGAAUACCAGUUGUAUUAGAAAACCGGAGGUCAUCUCGGGGGCGCGGUGCGCACCCCUGCACCCUCCCCCUUAGGUCCGCUCCUGCUUUGAAUGGCGAACUCUUUUCCGAGUUGUUGUGAUGAGUGGAAAAGGCAUUCCGAACAGAUCCAAGGGUCGAGUUUACGGGACGGUUGGAGGUUAGGGACCUAGGAUCCUUGGCCCCUUACCACCAACCGUCCCGUAAACUCGACCCUAGGGUCUGCUCGUCUUCAAAUAUGGCGGCGGCAGGCCGUGUAGCGUUUCCCAGGUGUAAAGUAUUAAUCUCCUCUUUCAAUUAAAUACUCCUUUAUUGGGUUCGAAGUGGAAACACCCAUUUCUCGAUGACAAGAAGAUCGCCGUGUUAGAAAAAUAGUAAGAUUUUAGAAAUGAUGUAUGUACCAUUAAUGUGAAUUAAUAUGUACAAAAGAAAAUGUAUGAAGGAAAUAUUAGACCUGAAAUGUAUUAAACCGCUGACUCAUUCAUUAUCUGGGCCAGGAGCUGGGCGCAAUACAAUACAUUAAGCUCAUGUUGGCUCGUUUGCCUUUUCGAAACCAUUUAUCUGAGUUUAGUGCUGCGCGCUGCAAGCAUUCUUCUCUUUGAAUUUGUAGGAAGUAACACUGGCUUAGUCCAAUUCUAUUAAGAACAAGUAACUCUGUAGCGUUAAGCACCGUCAAACGCGGGUGAACAAGUUUUCCCGCGCUUUCAUCUUAUUGGCUAAGGAGGAGGCACAAGAUAUUACUCGCCAAUCAGUAAGCUGCAAUGUGAAAUCUAUUGAAUAUCUGUAUGUUGGCACUUUGUUUGUAGCUGACAUUGAUGGUGAUGAAGCCUGAAGUAAAGGAUAGGAUAAUGAGCCACGAACAUCCUGUGACAGCGGCUAUUUACAACAGUAAAUUUAAUCAGGUACCAACUCUCUCUCUCUUUUGUAAAGAUGAAAUAAUCAGCAUGUCACGAACGUCGGACAAAGAAAAACAUCUAAGUCAGGAUUCGAACCUAUGAAUUCCUGGAUUUGAACCGAGGCAACAUUACUGAGGGGAAGGGUUGUCACCAUGACACCACAUUUUCUCAGUUGCACCUUCCUUUUUCCUUGGUGUCUCAAGUGUUUGGAAGCAAUCGCGACUGCGAGCAAUUAAGGUGUAUCGCGCAAUGGACCAUGGGAACGUUAAGCGUUUCCGUAAAGGUCGGUGGCAAGGGUGGGCGUUUUUCUCUCUGCCUUUCCCAUGAUCCCUUUCACAGAACCAAAAUCGCUCCAGUCUCUCUCGAUUAGGAAUCCGUUAGAACGGGUCUGAGCACGAGGCAACACUUGCACUGCAUUGAUGAAAUAUUAAGACCUGAGUGUUAAUCUGAACAGACAUAAAUCCUCUUUUAUUGGUUUUUUCCUUAGGUUGUCAGUGCUUGUACUGGGUCUGUUAUCACUAUGUGGAUGAUAGAGACUGGGCAAAAAGUUAAACAGGUAGAUUGAGUUGACUUUACUCUACUUUUCCACGGAAAUUGAGCCAAUAAUCCUCUGGAGACCAGUCGUACACCUCAUGUGAUAGAAUCAUGAGGAGACGAGGAAUGAUCCAAGACUCGCUACAAGGCUGUGCUGUUAGAAAAACCAGGGAGGGUCCCGAGGCUACCAAAUAAGAAAUUCGGAGUGGCUGAGGCUGCUUAGUUCUGGGUUCAAAAAUGGAUUCAAAAUUCGUAGAGAAUCCGUAUUCCUAUUGAAUUCAUGAGGCCAACUCUAAGUCCGGACUUUUAGGAUUCAUAAUUGGUUUCUUCGGCCCCUUAACUGGUACGAUUAUAGCACAUUCCCGGAAGGCAUUUACCGAUCGCGCAAGUUGGAAUGGAACAGGUUCAAGUAUAGAGUGUUUUCACAUGACGUCACGGCGGCCAUAUUGGUGUUCCAAAACAAUGAAACGGUUGCCAUGUUGGUGUCCCAAACCAGUCCCCUGGGAGUUCAAUUCUUUUCUUAUGCAAACGCUUUCUUUUGCUGCAAUAAAUUUGCAUAUAUGCUGGCCACGUGAGUGAAAACAUUCUAUAAGCUACAAGGAUCCGUAAUGUCGAACGUGUUUUGUUUGGGGGAAAAGGCGGCGAUAUAAUGCGCGGCCUUAAAGUGGCCAAUUCCAGCGGACAAAUUCAAGCUUGUUUUUGUUUUUUAGUUUGCUAAUGCACAUGGAAGUUCUGAAAUAACAACAUUAGCCCAGGAUGCCACGGAAACCAGGCUCUUUACCGCAAGUGCUGAUGGCACUGUGAAGGUACUGUGCUUUUCACUGGCAAAUCUUGCACGCUUCUUUCUUGCCAUCAUCCAUUAGUUUCAUUGAGUUUCUUCCUGUUGGUGUGUUUUGAUAUCGCCACAUAAGAACGUGUCGUUUUUUGUUCGUUAUUGAAGAGUUUAGCAUCGAACGUAAGUAGGUUUACGGUGUGUUAUGAAAUCUCGUUGUCCACGCUCGUAGUACGAUUAUGAGUGAGCAAGCUCUUCUUUAUGAGUGGCGAGUAAAUUGAGCCGCGCGAGAACGCGAGAGCGAGUGGCUUUCGCGCUUGACUUCUCACGAUAUCCCUUAAAUAGAGAGAUUGUUUGCAGGCUUUUAGUGCGACCAGUUUACGCCUCAAACUCUGUAAGACUGUUGAAACGGUAUUUACCUUAAGCUAUCUUUCACCAUGAACGUAUCACAAGGGUAAAGCUAGAUUGCAACUUGAAAAAGUCAGGCCAACUUUUUCAAGUUGUGUCAUCGUGUAUCGUAUCUUGAACAAACUGCUGAAAAUAUUAUACUCUUAUAAUAAUAACUGCAUACAGGUUGUUUCGGUACUUUUAUCUGAUUUGGUUUUAUUUCAGAUCUGGGAUUUUAAUGGUCAUUGUCAUCAUAUAUUAAUGGCUGGUAAUGGUGACCCAGCCGAGAUUAGUCAAGUGUUGUGUUUAAAAAGGAUCAUUAUUGUUGUGGGCUGGGACAGGUAUGUCGAAAUGUCACUCAUUAUACUUUCUCUCCUACUGUGAUUAAUGUUACCGUGGCUUUCUACUUUUAAUUAUUUCUCCUUUCCCCGCGUCGUUCAGGACUCGGAAAAAUUUUGCUCGUAAUAUUUUCUUCACAGAAAGGCCCAGUCUCCUUGCAGCCGUUCUUUGUGUCAUCACGCAACUCUUGCAUAGGAGCUUUGCGUGACGACACAAUGAAUGGUUGCCUAGGAUUCUAGGGAGACCCUUUCUUUUCUCGAUGUCCGUUCAUUUGCGGCGUUCGCUGUAGUUACAGCAACAAAAACCAAAAACACCCCCGCGCCACUUUUUUGAUUGUUUAGACAGUGUGAAAUUUUGUGCGCCCACUUCCCCGCGGCCAGUCAUGCUUCAACAUGGGCCUUAGUAUUCCCCCGGGCUUUUUUGUUCCCUCAAGUGCACUCAGCCAUUUGCCACUUUAGAAACGAGAAGGAAACUGGAGCCGAAAUGCGUGCCGCAAUUGUUUCUGGGAUAGUUACUGGGGACGCGCCGUUCAGCUAUUGGCCAAUGUUUCUACCUGACCCUAGUAACACUCCCAGAAUUCUUCGCGAGAGUUAACUCUCCCCAGUUCUCUUCUCGUUUCUAAAGUGGAGAAUUGAUUUUAUUACUUUGCAAAAUAUAAGGACUGCAGUUACUUGUUUGGCUUACGUGUUACUUUGUCUGUUUCUAGGACUAUUUCCGUGUUCCGGGACACUCAACUCAAUUCAUUCUACGUUUAUCCAUCAGAGUGGAAAGGGAGACUGGUAAUGAUCAGUGUAUUCUCUUUUCAGUAAUGUUCUUUAAAUGGAGGCAAUGCCUACAGCGAUGCUUGUUCGAAAACUUGGUUUUCGUGUUAACAAAGUCGCAAUCAAUCUAAACGUUUUUGCGCCGUUCUUGAUCGCCCACAAUAAUGCCAAACGGAAACGUAUUUCGUCCUCAGGUUAUUCUCGGACGUGUUGCUUUUAAUUUUCCACGUUGCUGUCUUGCUGCCGGCAUUGCUACGUUGUGCUUAAGCAGCUAUUACGACAACGUUUUCAAACUUUUUGCUGGAAUUGUACUGGAUUAAGUCUUUGGACCAUAAAUCUUUAUUCAUUGCCUGUGGGUACUUUAGUGACAGGCAUGAAUACUUAGUUAUUCUUGUCAAGAUGUUUUUUGUCCUUAUGACGAGACCCAAACUAUGCAAUACUGCACAAAACAAUAACGCAACAUUGUUUAUCAUUAUUUCUAUUCUUUUACGGUUAGGGAAGCGAAGCAAUUGGCUUUUAGGGUUAGCAGAUCUGCUACAUGCCCCCAAACUAUGACCUUUUGUGAAAGCUGUUUUCUUUCUGACUGAUGCUUAUUUUUACCCUGUGUUUCUGAGGUGGCUCUAACUUCUUAUGAUGUUAUCUACCCCGUCUUUAGGAACAUCAGGAUGAUGUUUUGUCCGAAGCUUUCUGCCCUCCAACAACCUUAGCCACGGCCAGCUACGACGGAGACAUCGUGCUCUGGAAUUUAAACUCUGAACAAGCUUUCAGACAUCUUUCAACACACGCUAAAAGAAAACCUACACGCUCUUCCCGAAGAUCUAGGAGAGCAGUAAGUUGACUAGCCUAGCGAGACUUAACUGCUGUUAGUAUAAUUAUUACUGUUAUCUUAGGUCUGGCUCAAACAAAUUUCAUUCCCCUAAUUAAAAAAAAGAUAAGAAAUGCAUUAUUAUUUUUUAACAGUUAUCCUAAUUUUUCUUUAGCUGUAAUUUCAUUACAUAAUAUAAAGUUUUAAAUGCCAUUUCACGUUGUCCUGGCUACUAACAUUUAUUCGUCUUUUCGUUCGUUCCUUCGUUGAUUGAAUGUUUUAAUAACACUAUUUCAAUAGAGUGCGUGGUUCGUUGGUUCGUUCAUUCAUUCACCCAUUUUUUCAUCCAUCUACUCAUUCUACUACUUUUUAUUUAUGUUUUUUUUUCUUUAUAUUUUCGCAGCAGGACACUUCUACCCCCACGCAGAGACCUGUGGAAACGGAGACGUUGUUGAAGCCGCCACAGACGGGGGACCGAUCGACCUCAGCCACUUCUGUGACAGCCACUGAGGAACCGCGUAGUGAGGUGAUACUUCAUGUCAGUCGCUGAAUCAGUCCACCUUCGUUCAAAUGGUUUACAGUGCAACGAACUCAACCAGGGCCUCUUGAAAUUUAAUUGGCCAAUAACGGCUUUCGUUCGCAGUGAAGAUGGUUGUUCCAAAAUUGUCGAUGGUCCCGGUUGCGUUCGAUGGACUGUGUCAAUCGAUGAAUUGUCCAAUCAGUCAAUGAAUACGUCAAUUAGUCAAAAGCCAAAAAGCUGAAUUAGCCUACUCAUUACGCCUGCCUCUUUGUUUCAUGUGCUCUCUAGUGGUGUGUCUCCACUAGAGUGUUUAGCCACUCAAUCCACUCUCCAACCCUGUUUUUUUUGUUGUUGUUUAUUUGUUGUUUUUUAUGUUGUUUUUGCUGUUGUUAAUGUUUUGCUUCACUACUUUUCCUCGCGUCUCCAACUGUUUUAUUAUGUUUCUUUCAGGAUGAUUUUGGAUAUGCUGUUACCAAGUUAAUAUUUCUCAACGAGAGACCAAUGUCAGCGUCCAGCGCAGGAGCAAAUCUUGUUUCUUGUAACGCCAGUGGCUGGGUAAGAACUAGAAGUGUUUUUCCCUUCCAGAUUGACGCACAUAUCUGGACUUCUAAAAUAAUUGUCAUUUACCGAGAUUUGAAAGAGACUACCAAAAUUGUUUUUGCUGGUAUUACCCGUAUAUCUUAACUAUUCAUCAGUAGGAUGCCUAAAAUGUGUGCAAUUCCACAAUACCCACGUCACGAUAUAUUAAAAUUCUAAAAUGACUCCAAGGCUUUAGCGUCAAAAUUAAACAUUUGCAUAGAGUUUUGGGUGAAAUUUGAUAGUGGUUGCUAAUUACGAUUGGAUUGAGUUUAUGUGGAAACGUGUACAAUAUGACCAUUAUGUUCCCUGUCGGAAAUCUUACUGGGUAAACAGUGAAUAUAAAUUUUAUCAAGAGAUGUAUAACUGAACGUAAAUUCAACCGUUUUAUGCUCACUUAGGUUCGGUUUUGGAAUACACAUAAAACUCUGUGCGUUGGUCAGUUCCUGGCGCAUGAACACGGUACGUGAUCAUUAGAAUUUUCUUCACAAUAAAUUUAACACUGUUUUUUAUUAUUAUUGCCUUUUUGCUGCUUUGUGCUGCUUUACAAACACAGGCUCAGCUCUGCCUCGUCCCCAGUCGUCUUCAAGUUGUCCCUUGGGUCAUGCGCGCGGGAAAUGAUGGGACAGCGAGAGGAGGGGAAACUCCCUUGUCCCUUCUUCCUUCCCGUCAUCCCCUUCGUUAAAGAGCCUGUUCUAGUCUUCCACGCAACAUACUAAUAAUGAGAGACGACUAGGGACGAGUGAAGCUUCAGCUAACAGGAGUCGUGACCGAGUUGGACUCGCCAUCAGGAGGUCUGGGCUCAACUCCAGCUCCAUUGCCGACGGAUUUUUUUUUUGUUCUUGGUUUGGCAGGGUUGAAAUUCUCGGCCAUUACUCUAAAUCGCCAACUGGUUGUCUACAGCCAUUUGGUUUUUUUUAAAAGUCCUGUUACGUUGUAUUUGAGUUAUUUGUUUCUAAUUACAAUAUACAUAAGAAAUUCCUGUAACUAUCGUUCGGGUAUUUACUCAAAUAAACGCAACGGUACUUAUUAAAGCAUUAAACAAAUGCUUAGAAACAAUAAAAUCAGCAAGUGUUGCAUUAAAUCUCUUAUUCGGGGCAGCGCUUAUUCCAGCAAAUAUUGUAAGUUCACUUCCUCUUCACACAUUGUAUUUACCAUUGUAUUAUACAGCUCCCUCUCUCGUACCAUUGGAAUGCUGACGCUUAUUACAUAUAUUUUUUUCCAUGCGUUCAGCUGGUUUUCUAACAAUGACUGUUGAUGAUACAAACUCUUACCUGGUAACUGGCGAUGCUGAUGGGGUGAUAAAAGUAUGGGACAUUGCUGAAUACUGUAUUGGAAACAUGGAUAAUAACGAUACUCCGCCGCGUAAGUUUGCAGUAAAUUAUGGUGAAAAAAGGCCAUUCCUUCACUUUGAAAGUGUUGCAAAGUGCAAAACGUGUCAUGACUUUUAUUUUAUUAUUAAUUUUAGAAUACUAUACAACUCUCCCCCUAAUGGGAUUGUGAAUAGUGGAGGGUAUGGACCGAGAGACGCGAAGCGUCGAGAGAUGUAUUUAGCACUAUUUUGCACCGAUUCUAAGAGGGAUAGUAGUUUCAGUAGCUACCAAAUCACUGAGUUCAAUAAAAAUGAAAUAGUACGGCUUUGCUACAGAAACUCGCUCGCUGCCCAACAAGAGAGCCCACUUCGACUUCCAAGAACGAAACCAGAAAAGGCCUAUGCCGCAAAUCUAAAUCUGUGAUUGUUUUCGCCUUGUAGCUCUCUUCAAACAGUUCCAGCCACAUACAGACACUAUUAACAGCAUUCAACUGUUCAGUCGCUCAGAGAGACUGCUGGUUCUUACGGCUUCUAGCGACUGUGCAGUGGCAUUGUGGGAUAUCGAAGGCCGCCAUAUUGGUAUAUUUGGACAGGUAAUUUAAGCUUUAUUCAUUCUUAGCAAUGCCUCAAGUCUAAACAAUCACAGAGCCUGCAGGAAUACGAAGCCCUUUGUCAUACUGCUGCGGCUUCUUUGAUGUAACCCCCAGACAGCCAUUGGCUGAUAUGUGAUCACGUGGCCUAAAUUAAUUUCAACCAUAUCUUCCGAGGCGUUAGUUCAGUUUACGUACAUGUAUCUCGCGCGGCUCUAACCAAUUUAUUUUCCCCUAAGGAGGAACACUGGAAAAUUGAACCCAUCUCAAAAGAAGAAAGAGAAGCUGAGCAAGCCAAGCAGGCAGAGCAGGUUUGUUGAAAUGUGGUCAAACCUGUUUUUAGGCCGCUUUCCUGUGUAGGGAAAUAGUAAAAAAUUAUCCUUUUACGACUCGAUUUUAACCGAACCAAGUAACCCAGUACUUGUUAAGUAAUCUGAAGCGUACAAGUCUACUGUUGCACUUCGCCUCUUACGAUGGCCCCGAGGCCACUGCUUCAACGUAAUGCCGAUGCUUGAGUGCUUGAGAUAUAUCUUAUUAUGAAAUUAGUCAGAUUACACGACAGAGGAGCAUAAAUGAGCUAUUACGUUAAGAACUCUGCUUGCUAUCACGCCAGAACACCGAUUGAUAAGGUACUUGCUAUUAACCACGGUCUUACCCAAGUGAAGAGGUAUCGCCCGAAUACACUCUUUAGCAUUUCGAUAGAAGUGUCGCGUACUCCUUGUUUGGCGUCUACUGCACUUAUCAUCGUUAGCUUAUCUGCGCUCCACUUUCCCGCUGGUCAUCUUUUGGAUUUCCUCCCCCACCCCUCCCCCCAUUCCCGCCCUACUUUAUGUACUAUAAAUGGUUCUGCAUUUUACCAUCUGAAGGUGGCCGCUAGACUUUCAUACCUCAGUGGAGAAGCGCAGUUAAUAGCGAUGUAAAUAGGAUACUAUACUUACCACUGAUUUACCUACUCACUGUUAAUCGUAGGAACAGUCUGAUAACAGUGACGAUGAUGAGCAACCUGAAGAGGAUACUGGGACAGAAGAGCUGAAUCUUUUCGCCGAUGAUAAAUUUGAUCCUUCAUUUAGAGUGCGCACAUGGGAACAGACCAUAUUAGGUUAGCUUCCUUCCGGUUAGCUUCCGGUUACCAUAUUAGGUUAGCUUUCUUCCGGUUAGCUGCCGGUUACCUUAUUAGGUUAGCUUCCUUCCGGUUUAGUCAUUUUGUUUUACUUUUAACAAUUCGAGAGCUUCUUGUUUUUGAAAAUUGGCUAAAUUGAUGAAUGUCACGUUUUAGGUAAAGCUUAUCAAGAAAAGAGAAUCGAAAAGAGAGAGAGAAGACAGCCUCAGGUCAUCCCUGAUCUGCCUUAUCUUAACUGGGAGAAGACCGGCCAGGCACCGGCAGGCCCUUAUGCGGUAUGUGGACCCCUUUGUUAGCACAGAAGCUUGUACUUACAAAAACAGCUUUUUUUAAUACCUGGUAGACUUACCGAGAAGAGAAAGAACCUUUGCUUUCGAUUUGGGCGACGACUGUCACGCUGCUACUAGUACUAAAAAAUAAGAAACGCAUUUAGGAUGAAGCAGCUGUUCGUCCACCCAGGUUAGGCUGCAGCACAUGUAUCUUUUAUCAGGCGAGCACGCUUCACUGUUUUCUUUGUUUACUCUCCUUGUUUGAUUUUGUAGAAGACGUUUUAGGAAGAGUCAAACCUGUGAUCAGUGGUUAGAUCUUUUGGGUGAAAAAACGUCUCGCCCUUCCUAGGCCUUUCUGAAUGUCCUUUUCGCACUGAUUCAUAGUUCGGUGCCCUCGUUUUUUACGCAUCUUCUUCCCCCUGUUCACCUGGAAAAUACCCCCAGUGCUGGCAAUAUCGUUAGCAGAAGCCUGGAGCUAACCCUAUCCACAAAGAAAACAAUACUCUUUUCAACUCAGCACUAUUUAAAGACGGAAGCAGCCGAAACAAUAAAAAAAGGAAGUAUCUUUUUGCGACGUGUCUUUGUUUGUUGUUUAGUCUCUGGAUACCACAGACCUGCAGGAAGUUGGCGGCAUUCAAAAGCCGGAUUUUAUAGCCCAUCCUGAGCGGUACUUCUCGGAGAGUUCAGCCGGCAAGAGAAGGAGUAAAGGAGUGCUGCCAUCUUUACCCAAUGUUACAGAGAGUAAGUCUCAUUUGCAGCAUUUUUAAUUACCAGAUACAUUGCACCCUGCAAGCAGAAUCUCUCUUUCGCCUUCUCGAUUCUGGCGUACUUAAAAAAGACUCUGCAGUAAUCGAGCAUCCACUCGAGCAUGCGCGGCCUGUUGCUAGGAUACAGUUUCAAACCCAGGCCUAAUAGCCGUGUGCUUUGUUUAGCGGGCUCAGUUGGAACUAACGGUUUUAUCAAUGGACGGAUGCUCGCACCCGAAAAACCGGUUUGACGAGAAAAAAAAACACGAUUGACUAGUCCAGAAGUUCGGACUGCGAAGACUUUAAAGGCUUGAAGCGAUUUAGGCAGAAUUUCUUUUCUCCUCCUCGAUCAAGAAAAAGACGAAAGGAGACUGUGUUCGAAGGGUGGAUACAUGGUUGAUGAUAAUUUUAAAAUAUGCCAAAACAUUGACUCUUGAUUUAUUUAUUUUUAGUGAAUUAUUUAACUAAAUGUUCUGUGUGUAAACAUUGGACGCUUUGUUUUCCAUAGAUCUUCAAAUGCGCUACGACGAGAAGAGCCUUUUCCCUAAAUACAUCCUGGAAAUGGAAGCCAAAAUGAAGGCGGCGCACGCGUUGGGCAUCCGUACAUCUCGUGGCGCACGUGCUCGCGGUGACUCGUCACAGACUAAGCCACGUGCUUCUCACGAGGGGACUCAGCUCAAUAACAAGAGAGUAGCAAGCUGGAGAGUUCUCUUGACUAGCAAGGGAAAAGACCCGUGAUAGUAAUAGAGGUCUGCAUAAGAAAAAACGCUGACCAGUAAUAGGACGAACAGCACAGUAGCAGCUCGGGAUCACGUGACUUGUCUCAUGCCAAAAUUCUGGAAAGCAAACCUAACAAUACCACAGAUGUAAAGAGCAUGAAAUAAGUACUGAGACGUCCGCGUUUUAGGUUUUAAACUCUCGACGCUGCGAUUUAAUUGUGGUUUGACUAACAGAGGAAAUCCUAUAAACCACAGCCAAAAGACGUCAUGUAUUUAUUACUCAGAGUAGGUCGUGAAAUGAUUUGCUCCUUAAACGACGCACAUUUUAAUUUAUUUAUUUUUGGUGACAUAUAGCGACGCAGUGCGUUUAGCUACUUGUCAUGUUUCUUCAGCAUCUGCUAUAUAACACACACCCUUUGUGGUAUUCCAGACUUCAUACAUAUAUCUGUAAAGAAAGAAAACAUCUAUCUCCACAGCUGUCCUGUUAUCUGAAAAUGUUUAUAACGUUUUGUAAAUAAAGCGUAC
Messenger RNA from Porites lobata, 22021 nucleotides. The record is from the annotation of a GenBank genome assembly. Lineage: Eukaryota; Metazoa; Cnidaria; Anthozoa; Scleractinia; Poritidae.